Leptosomus discolor (cuckoo roller) is the source of this 2816-nucleotide messenger RNA. The record is from RefSeq and is a predicted model, not a curated record. Lineage: Eukaryota; Metazoa; Chordata; Aves; Leptosomiformes; Leptosomidae.
UACCAACAGGGCCGCUUAUGCCAACUGGGUAGUGAAUUUUGUGAACUAGAAGUUUUUGCAAAGGUGCUACGAGCUUUAGAUAAAAGACAUCUGCUUCAUCACUGUUUUCAGGCUUUGAUGGACCAUGGAGUAAAAGUUGCUUCUGUACUGGCCUAUUCUUUCAGCAGACGGUGCUCCUACAUAGCAGAGUCGGAUUCUGCUGUGAAAGAAAAAGCAAUCCAGAUUGGUUUUGUUUUAGGGGGGUUCCUGUCGGAUGCAGGCUGGUACAGUGAUGCCGAGAAGGUAUUUCUUUCCUGCCUUCAGUUGUGCACCCUUCAUGAUGAAAUCCUUCAUUGGUUUCGUGCCGUAGAAUGUUGUGUAAGGUUGCUGCACGUUCGAAACGGUAACUGUAAAUAUCACUUGGGAGAAGAAACGUUCAAACUCGCUCAGUCUUACAUGGACAAGCUUGCAAAGCACGGUCAGCAAGCCAACAAAGCGGCGCUCUACGGGGAGCUGUGCGCGCUGCUCUUUGCCAAGAGCCACUAUGAUGAGGCGUAUAAAUGGUGUAUAGAAGCUAUGAAGGAGAUCACAGUCGGCCUCCCUGUAAAAGUCGUAGUGGAUGUUUUACGACAAGCUUCAAAGGCUUGCGUUGUAAAGCGGGAGUUUAAGAAGGCUGAACAGCUGAUAAAACAUGCAGUAUACCUUGCCCGGGAGCAUUUUGGAGCCAAGCACCCCAAAUACUCUGACACGCUACUAGACUACGGAUUUUACUUGCUCAACGUAGACAAUAUAUGCCAAUCUGUUGCCAUCUAUCAGACAGCGCUUGAUAUCCGGCAGUCGGUGUUUGGAGGUAAAAACAUACAUGUAGCUACAGCUCACGAAGACUUGGCUUACUCUUCGUAUGUUCACCAGUACAGCUCUGGAAAAUUUGACAAUGCACUAUUCCAUGCUGAACGUGCUAUUGGCAUUAUAACUCACAUUCUCCCGGAAGACCACCUUCUCUUGGCGUCUUCCAAGAGAGUUAAAGCACUUAUCCUGGAGGAGAUUGCAAUAGACUGUCACAACAAGGAAACUGAGCAGAGGUUACUUCAAGAAGCUCACGACUUGCAUCUGUCCUCACUCCAGUUAGCUAAAAAAGCCUUCGGGGAGUUUAAUGUACAAACAGCAAAACACUAUGGCAACCUUGGAAGGCUCUAUCAGUCCAUGAGGAAGUUUAAGGAAGCAGAAGAAAUGCACAUCAAGGCAAUUCAGAUUAAGGAGCAGCUUCUAGGUCAAGAAGAUUAUGAAGUUGCCCUGUCAGUGGGUCAUCUAGCUUCUCUCUAUAACUAUGACAUGAAUCAGUAUGAAAACGCUGAAAAGCUUUAUUUGAGAUCCAUAGCGAUUGGAAAGAAGCUUUUUGGCGAAGGAUACAGUGGACUUGAAUAUGAUUACAGAGGUCUCAUUAAACUGUACAAUUCCAUUGGCAAUUAUGAGAAAGUUUUUGAAUACCACAAUAUUUUGGCCAAUUGGAACCGGUUGCGGGAUCGGCAGUUCUCAGUCACAGAUGCUCUGGAGGACGUAAGCACCAGCCCUCAAUCCACUGAGGAAGUGGUCCAGUCUUUUCUGAUGUCUCAGAACGUUGAUGGACAGAGUAGCUAAGAACUUGGUCAAUUAACCAGUUACGGUUUUUUCCCCCAGAUUACAGGGGGAAAAGUCAUACUGUGAAAUCUAAACCAUGUAGUUCUCUGGGGGCUGGAAUUUGCAUUGAAACACUGGUCCAGUCUACUGAAGAGUGCCCAUACGGAUGAAUGUGUGUUAAAUUCUUAUCAGCAUGUGUCUGGCAUGUUUAGUUCGGCUCACACUUUUAACUCGGUAUUCCCGAAAACCCCUUCUUUCUCUCUUCUUUCGAAAGAAGCUCCUUUGCAGAAAGUCUGCAAGAAAACGUUAAAUAAAACUGUUUGAGUUCAAAAGAGUUGCAUUCUUAUUACGAAUGGAAGGUUUCAUCAAGAGCUUUCUUCUGAUGUAUAGAAAGAAUAAGUGCUGUACUAUGAGAAGUUGGACGCGAAAGGUCUUUCUGCUGUGUGCGUUGUAGCGAAGGUGGUCGUAAAUAGCGAGAACAGGGCGCGUGCCCCAGCCUUGGCCGCUGCCUUACGGAGCGGCGUGGCACGGAGCUGCUCUGGAGAGCAACGUGGUCUGUGUGACCCGCCAUAGGCUGUUGAGCGAGUAACCACCGUGUGUUGGUUUUGAUACCCUGAACUGGACCAGUGUUCAUCUAGGAGCGAUAGAAGACCCAGUAGACCAGCGAUCUUGGCUUUCCUUGGUGCCGACCAAGAGUGCUCAUCUUCUGAACAGGACCAGGAAAAUCGGAAGUGGACCAGCCUGCUAGAAACAGUUUUUGGACCAGUGGCUUUAAUUUAAUAUUUCUGCCCCUGCCUUCACUUUUACAGUAGAAUUAUUUCAUUUAGAUGUAUGAUCAGUGCAAAAUUAUAUUCAUGUAAUAGAUACAAAACUAGGAAGUGAACGUUCUGUAGCGGUUGCGAUGGCAUGUCUUUACCUAGUGAGCUUACACAAAUAGUCAUGUCAAUGCCACAAGCAAAAACUAGAAGCGCUUAACGAUUUGCUGCAGCCAUUUUUUUUUUUUUUUCCUUUUUGACUGGGCUUGCUCAAAUACCGAGGCAGUCAUUUGUUUAUACUGGUUACAGUUUUGUAUUACAGUCCAGUUCAGUUUUACGUUUCCGGAGAACACGACUUAUUGUACAGUUUGCAGGGGUCAGUGGAAAAUGCCAAAAAGCACAACAGGUCUUUUUUUUUUUUUUUUUGGUGAUGCUUCGUUUCUACAUUAAACAACAGUACAACCA